AUGUCCCAAACUGCCGAGACAGAGGGCUGGGCAUACCUCGAGGCCAUGUACCAUCUCUGCAAGAUCAUAUCUCAGCGGCUCAACCCUGACGCUGCCUCCAACGCUACGUACAGUCAGAUCUUGGAUAACUGCAAGGCUGUCGAACAUAUCCGGGAUAAAUGCCUGAAUCAGCUGCGGAACAAGGAUGCUUGCAAGUCAGCAUUGGACCGCCUACAACAUUUUGCCAUUCGGUUACACACUUCGUUCAUUCUGUCAGUUUGCUGUCGGCCAGCUUUGAUGCGUUCCGAGAGUACCCGUCUCGACGCGCCACAAAAGAAGUUCCUUGCCGACAGAUGCAAGCUGAAUCUGACCGAGACAGUGCGCAUGUUUCUCGCCAUGCACCAGCUUUCAGUCAUUCCCACUCGUUCAUGGGCCUUCACCUACCAUGGGCUUUCCUCGGCUGUGCUUCUGGGAAUUCUGGGUGACUCCAAAGGGGAUCCUGAAGUCCGCCAACUGCAAGGGGACCUGAUAUCGGCGCUUUCGGCAACAGCAGCCAAGGAGCAAACGUCCCCCCAACCGCACAUCCAUCGGUCUGACCACGAUAUUGAACUUUCGGGUCCCCUGUCCCGUGCUCUGAUGGCACUCAAGAAUAUCUACGAUCAUGGGUCCGUAAUCGGCCCCGGCCCCAUGAAGGAGAGCGGUGUGAACUCUGGCGCGGGCUCUGGCACCCGAACACCACUGCAGCCAGGGACUCAAUCAGGAUAUCCUAUUCAUGGUCUUCCGCUGCCACAGGACUCCAUUUCCCGGAUGCCCACUAGUUUGGAUCCACAUCAAAAUGCAGCCUUGGCCAUGGCAGAGAUGCAGCAGAACGGAGGACAAUUGGACACUCCUGAUCCGUUCGGCACUCCGGUAGACUCGAUGAAUUUUGACUUUCUUGCGCACCCACCACCGGGCCAACCACAGCAGCAGUUUUACUUCUAG
Messenger RNA from Podospora pseudocomata, 960 nucleotides. RefSeq lists its product as uncharacterized. Lineage: Eukaryota; Fungi; Ascomycota; Sordariomycetes; Sordariales; Podosporaceae. The coding region runs from base 1 to 960 and encodes 319 amino acids. The record is from RefSeq and is a predicted model, not a curated record. Gene Ontology annotation, molecular function: carboxy-lyase activity. The transcript is spliced from 2 exons.